This is a messenger RNA of Ixodes scapularis (black-legged tick), 672 nucleotides long. RefSeq names its product dachshund homolog 1. The record is from RefSeq and is a predicted model, not a curated record. The transcript is spliced from 3 exons. The coding region runs from base 1 to 672 and encodes 223 amino acids. Lineage: Eukaryota; Metazoa; Arthropoda; Arachnida; Ixodida; Ixodidae.
AUGGACGCCGGUUCGGUGGGCAGCAGCAGCGCGACCCCGUCGCCGCCGACGCUGACGUUCGGCUCGCCGUUGCCGGCGCACUCGUCCCCGGAUCACAUCAGCCGUGCCAGCCCCAAGUCCGGACUAGGGUCCCUUACCCCGACCCGUUCGACGCCUGAGAGCCCGCUGGGCGCGUCGUUGCCGCCACCACCGCCGCCGCCCAAGCACUUCGGCGUACCAGGACUCCACGGUCUCAACGGACGUGCCCUGUACGGCUCCAUGCGGCCGCCGCCUUCUCCGCCUGGUAUCCCGUCGGACGCGUCGGCGACGGACUGCAGGCUCAUCGACUACCGCGGAGCCAAGGUGGCCGCCUUCUACGUGGCCGGCGAGUACCUGUUGUGCCUGCCGCAGGCGUUCGAGCUGUUCCUCAAGCACCUGGUGGGAGGGCUGCACACGGUGUACACGAAGCUGAAGAGGCUGGACAUCACGCCGAUCGUGUGCAACGUCGAGCAGGUCAGGAUCCUGCGGGGACUCGGCGCCAUUCAGCCAGGGGUGAAUCGCUGCAAGCUGCUCUCGUGCAAGGACUUUGAUGCGCUCUACAAGGACUGCACCACGGCGAGAUCUGCCAGCCGCCUGUGGAACGCGGCGUCCCUCAUGGGUUCCGGCUCUAGUCCUGCCAACGCCAGAGUGUGA